UCUCCCCCCCCGUUCUCUCUCUCUCUCUCUCUCUCUCUCUCUCUCUCUCCUCCAUGAACGAAUGUGAUUACAUUUUACGUUUUUCGAUCCAAGCUCCAACAAAACCAUUAAUGGCGAAUCCCUCACCUUAUCUCCCUCGCCAUUUUCAUCAUCGUCAUCAUCAUCAUCAUACUCAUCAAUCCAUGUAGUAGCAAUCCUCACCAUCAUCAUCAUCACGAGAAGAAAAAAAAGCAUAUACAUACGUACAUACGUAUAAUGUACAAGGGCCUUCGCCUCGCCAAGGCCCAUCUCCACCACCAAUCGCCAUCGCCGCCGCCGCCUCCUCCGCCGCCGCCGCCACCGCCGGUGACCGCCUCCGCCCGGCGCCGCCUCCACAUCUUCGCGCCCAUGUCCGUCGCACCCGCCGCCGACGACGCCGCCUCCACCUCCACCUCCUCCUCCGGCGAGGAGCCGCCGCACCCGACGGCGAGGAAUCGGAGGAAGCAGGGGGAGGCCAUCGCCAAGGGGCACAAGAACUACGAGCUCAUGCUCAAUCUCCAGCUCGGGAUUAGGCAUUCUGUCGGAAAACAGCAUCCGGUUACGCUUGAUCUGAAGGCGUCAGCUUUCAAUCCCAAGGAGAAGGUAUGGACGAGGUUUCCUCCCGAAGGGACAAAAUAUACGCCUCCUCACCAAUCUUGUGAUUUUCGGUGGAAGGAUUACUGCCCGGUGGUGUUUAGGACACUUCGCAAGCUGUUCAAGGUUGACGCAGCUGAUUAUAUGAUGUCCCUAUGUGGAAAUGAUGCCCUAAGGGAAUUCUCCUCUCCUGGGAAGAGCGGAAGCUUCUUUUACCUCACAAAUGACGAUCGGUAUAUGAUUAAGACGAUGAAAAAGUCCGAAGUAAAGGUGCUUCUCAGGAUGCUUCCAGCCUAUUAUAAUCAUGUUCGCGCCUGUGAGGAUAUGUUGGUGACCAAGUUUUUUGGUUUGCACUGCGUCAAAUUAACGGGGGCGAAUCAAAAGAAGGUUCGGUUUGUUAUAAUGGGGAAUCUAUUCAGCUCCAAGUAUCCGAUCCACAGGCGUUUCGAUCUAAAAGGAUCUUCGCAUGGUCGUAUGAUUGGCAAACCAGAGGCAGAUAUCGAUGAGUACACAACUCUAAAAGACCUCGAUCUUAACUUUAUUUUUCGAUUGCAAAAAUCUUGGUUCGAAGAUUUUCAAAAAUGCUAUUCAUACAGGCAAGUAGACCGCGAUUGCGAGUUUCUGGAGCAGGAGAGAAUCAUGGAUUACAGCCUCUUGGUCGGCGUACAUUUUAGAGAUACGAGAGAUAAGCAUUUUACCACUGAAGGUGCUUGCGACGCUGAUAACUCGAGACAUACAACACCACGCCUUUCAAGAGAUGACAUCAAUAAGUUUAUUUAUGAUCCAAAUAGGUGGGCUCCUAUCAGACUAGGCGCGAACAUGCCAGCUCGGGCUGAACUUACUGUUAGGAGGAGUGACUGCGAUUUCCAGCAAAUCGGAGAACCAACAGGAGAAUUCUAUGAUGUUGUGUUAUAUUUCGGGAUAAUAGACAUACUACAAGAUUACGACAUCACCAAAAAACUCGAGCAUGCAUACAAGUCUAUUCAGUACGACCCGACAUCAAUAUCAGCCGUCGAUCCGAAGCAAUAUGCCAAGCGCUUCCGCGAUUUCAUAUACAAAGCUUUCGCGGAAGACAUUUGAGAUGUACCAUAAAUUGCAAGCCCUGAAGAAACUUGUAAGUUGAUUUGAAUUUAAGAAAAGCUCCAGCUAAAAGUUCUAAAUUACACCUUUGGCUAUCAGCUUCAAUGUUGUCGAUGCGUCAUAGGAUGUUCUGAAGCUGCUCGAGGUCUUCUCAUAACACUGCAAAAUCAUUUUUCUCGCCCCUCUCUCCCUCCCUAAAUAUGUAUACAUAUAUUCAGUAAUACUUACAAUUCAUUACCAGAUUUUUUUUGUUUCAAUGUAGGUAGUAAAUUACAUUUUUCUUUUCUCUUUCGCGAGGUACAGAUAGAAAAUUGUAAAUGAUUCGGUCGAGAGUAACAUGUAUAAGCAUACCAUUCUUGUUGUAACCAAUUUUGUUGUUCUCAGAAGCUCAAGAAGAGAUUUUCUGGGAUCUUGUUACAAGAUGAAAAACAAUACUGCUGCAAUUUUACAUAACUUCUAAUUAAGGCCGAGUCUUAGUCUC
Ananas comosus (pineapple) is the source of this 2173-nucleotide messenger RNA. Its product is annotated as phosphatidylinositol 4-phosphate 5-kinase 6-like. The transcript has 8 exons. Gene Ontology annotation, molecular function: phosphatidylinositol kinase activity. Lineage: Eukaryota; Viridiplantae; Streptophyta; Magnoliopsida; Poales; Bromeliaceae. The coding region runs from base 256 to 1692 and encodes 478 amino acids. The record is from RefSeq and is a predicted model, not a curated record. Gene Ontology annotation, biological process: phosphatidylinositol metabolic process.